AUGGCCAACAAUAUCACAAACAUCAUCAGCAUCGUCGUCAAUGUGGCCCCCGCCCCGCCUCCACCCACAUCCGCCCCUCCCAACCCUCCUCAUCUCAUUCUGCCCCCGGAACCUCUCAGUCCACAGGUGAACAGUUGUUAUCUUGUUUGGAGGAGGGCAACCUCCAAACAAGGGGACCCGGAGAAUACCCGCUCCGAAGGUGUUAUUGUGGGCUUACAGCCCGAGACCCGCGUGCAGCCCGAGGAGACCCGCCAGGAGACCCCCGCGCCUCCCAAGACCCCCGCGCCCUCCACAACGCCUGAGAAGACGAGGGUGGACGCCUCCAAAGUUGCCAGCUGGACUACCGUGGUGCGCAACACCGCCCAUGGGAUGAAAGAGGGCUUGACAGUGCAGCCGGCGGUAUGCUGA
Messenger RNA from Penicillium verrucosum, 408 nucleotides. RefSeq lists its product as uncharacterized. NCBI's taxonomy places the organism in Eukaryota, Fungi, Ascomycota, Eurotiomycetes, Eurotiales, Aspergillaceae. The transcript is spliced from 3 exons. Bases 1 to 408 code for a protein of 135 amino acids. The record is from RefSeq and is a predicted model, not a curated record.